UCUGAAAGACAUGCAGUACACACAAGGUGGUCCAUUGCUGGACAUCACUAUGGAGUUAGGUGAACUGGAGGAAGUUCAUCUGCCACACUUUGUCUGUUUAGGGACCAACCCUUCCCUGAGGAAUGAGAUGAAGAUUCUUCAUGUAGAGGAACAUGGAGUGUCUUUAGAGGAAGUGCAUGAGGUCACCAGAUUCCAUGCUAAGAUUCUCCAUCCCAAGUUCUCAGCUAUCUCUCUGAUACUGAGAUUACUGUCUUGGAAAGUAGAUGUCCACUGUGAGCUGAUGCUCUAUCUGACAGUGAUAAAGCAAACAUUAAUUCCACGCCUAUACCUGUUCCCCAGUAACCCCGGCCAAAUACAGGCUGUGGAACAACAGGAAAUAAAGUUUCAAGGGUCUAAAAGGUUUCCCAACACAAGACCAGAGCAGUCCUUCAAACUGAAUAGUUACUUCAGACUGAACAUUCCCUGUUCUACCGCCAUCAAUCCACCGAGGAUUCAUCUCAUACAUAGAGACACCACACCAAGCUUUUUCAAGGCGGUUGUGAAAAUGACAGGGAUUGACAUUGAGAUGGAGUUAUUCAGUGAUGAUGAGAGGAUAGUAUGGACAGAAAUAGUAUCGCGAGAUGAAUACUAUCAGAACCAAGGUGCUGUGUCGGGGGCAGGAGGUCCAGCUGAGAGCAGUCUGACUGGUUCUACAGAGCAGCAGCUGCGUUCUGUACGGACAGAGUUUGUGAAACGAGUAUCAGGACCUGUCCUGGAUGGUCUGCUGGACAGACUCUUGCAACACACAGUCAUCAACCAGGAGGAAAUGGAGUCCGUGAAGGUGAUAGCUGAGAGGGCAGAGAAGGCACGAGUCAUCAUCGACAUGGUGUUGAGAAAAGGAAAUGAGUCGUGUUCCAGGAUGAUCAACCUUCUUGGGGAGCUGGACCACUGUCUUUGGUCACAGCCUCAGAUCAACAGUUGUAGUCAACCCCUGGGGAGACCAGUUAAAGGCAGGCAGGAUGGUUCAACAUGUUCUUGCUGUCUGUUGCUUUAAUUCAGGGUCACAAAAAUGGCGGCAGUAUUAUCACGUCUGGAUGAAAAGCAUGCCCAAAGUCAACUGCCUGCUACUCAGGCCCAGAAGCUAGGGUAUGCAUAUAA
Messenger RNA from Salvelinus sp. IW2-2015, 1137 nucleotides. Its product is annotated as NACHT, LRR and PYD domains-containing protein 1 homolog. Gene Ontology annotation, cellular component: canonical inflammasome complex. The record is from RefSeq and is a predicted model, not a curated record. NCBI's taxonomy places the organism in Eukaryota, Metazoa, Chordata, Actinopteri, Salmoniformes, Salmonidae. Gene Ontology annotation, biological process: regulation of apoptotic process.